GCCGAACAUCACCCGGUGAGGUCUCAUUCGCACCAAUUGUCAACACGAUUUGCCCAUCCGCAGCCAUGUUUUGUCAUUCCAGCCAACUGGAACGGCUUCCGUCCAGAGGCAGUUCAAUGUUUCGCACGUAUCAAGGUGGGGGUAGCUCCUUCCUCAACCCAACGUCCCGCAUACUUGAACCAUCUCUCUCUUUCUCCUCAUACCUCCUUCUCUCCUCGUCAUCUAAGUGUCUCAAACACUCUCGUUCCUCUUCAGAAGCAUUGCUGUUUUAUUCGUGCGAAUUCUAGACAGCAUGACCGCAGCCAUAGACGUCGAAGAUGUCCUCUCCAGACUCAACAACGUUGAGAAGACAUCCCUCCUCGCAGGCUCCGACUGGUGGCACACCGUAGCCCUCCCCCAACACGGCGUCCCAGCAAUCCGCGUGUCUGACGGCCCAAACGGCGUCCGAGGUACCAAAUUCUUUAACGGCAUCAAAGCAGCCUGUUUCCCAUGCGGUACCGCCUUGGGAGCAACAUGGGACACCGAGCUGCUGCACAAAGCCGGCGUCGCCAUGGGCCACGAAAGCAAAGCCAAAGGCUCGCACGUGAUUCUUGGCCCUACCAUCAACAUGCAGCGCUCACCCCUCGGUGGACGAGGGUUUGAAAGUCUGAGUGAAGAUCCCGUGCUUGCUGGUCUCGGAGCUGCUGCACUCGUCAAUGGGAUCCAGGAGACGGGAGUUGUGGCGACAAUCAAGCAUUUCGUUUGUAACGAUAUGGAGCAUGAGAGGAAUGGGACCGAUGCUAUUGUUACUGAGAGGGCGUUGAGAGAAAUUUAUGCGUUGCCUUUCCAGCUCGUGGUUAAGGAGAGUCAGCCAGGGUGCUUUAUGACGGCUUAUAAUAAGGUUAAUGGAUUACACGUAAGUGAGAACCCGAAGAUUCUAAAGGAUAUGUUGAGGGGGGAGUGGGGGUGGAAGGGUUGCGUUAUGAGUGAUUGGUGGGGGACGUAUUCGACAACUGGCGCGGCAAAUGCUGGCCUUGAUUUGGAGAUGCCAGGUGCUACGAAAUGGAGAGGCGAAAUGCUGACCCAGGCCGUUGGAGUCAAUAAAGUGCCACAACACGUUCUCGAUGAGCGAGUUCGCAAUGUUCUCAACCUUGUCAACCGCUGCGCUGCUGCGAAUAUCCCGGAGCAUGCUGAGGAGAAAACUGCUGAUACGCCAGAGACGGCUGCCUUACUGAGGAAGAUUGGAGGAGAAUCGAUUGUUCUGAUGAAGAAUGAAGACAAUAUCCUACCCCUGAAGAAAGACAAGAAGACCUUGAUCCUUGGCCCGAAUGCAAAGAUUGCAACCUACCACGGAGGCGGAUCCGCUUCUCUCGCAGCCUAUUACGCAGUCACCCCCUUUGACGGUAUCAGCGCCCAACUCACUACCCCACCGUCAUACACUGUCGGUUCUUACGCCCACAAGGAACUUCCCCUCCUCGGAACAGUCCUCAAAACCGAUAAAGGGCAGCCAGGCGUGACAUUCAGAGUCUACAACGACCCACCAUCAGUCAAAGACCGCGAGCUCUGCGACGAAAUCAUCCUCGACAAGACUGAAUUCCUCCUCAUGGACUACAACAACCCGAAAGUCAAAAGUGCUCUCUGGUACGCCGACAUUGACGGGUAUUUCACUGCAGAAGAGGAUUCCGACUUUGAGUUAGGACUUGGCGUCUAUGGUACAGCAAAGCUUUACGUCGAUGGCAAGUUGGUCAUUGAUAAUGAAACGAAGCAGACGAAAGGAACGUUGUUUUUCCAUUGUGGGACGGUGGAAGAGAAGGGUAUUCUGUCUGUGAAGAAGGGGCAAAAGUAUCAUAUCAAGGUUGAGUUUGCGAGUGCUCCGGCUUGUAAAUUGGAUCAGGGGAGCAAUGUGCUGUUUGGUGGUGGUGCGGCAAGGAUUGGUGGUGCGAAAGUCAUUGAUGCGGAUAAGGAGGUGAAGCAUGCUGCGGAGUUGGCGAAGGAUGCUGAUCAGGUUAUUAUUUGUGCUGGUCUGAAUGCCGACUGGGAAGGCGAAGGCACAGAUAGAGAAGACAUGUCCCUGCCGGGGCACAUGGAUGCUCUGAUCUCCGCCGUCUCAAUAGCAAACCCCUCCACAGUCGUAGUAAUGCAGUCCGGUACACCCAUGGCAAUGCCCUGGAUCUCAUCUGUCAAAGCCUUAGUGCAUGCCUGGUACGGCGGUAACGAAACAGGAAACGCCAUUGCUGACAUCCUGUUCGGAAACGUCAACCCCUCCGCUAAACUCCCUCUCUCCUUCCCAAAACGGCUCCAGGAUAACCCCGCAUUCUUGAACUACAGGACUGAAAGAGGGAGAGCACUUUACGGUGAAGACGUCUACGUCGGAUACCGAUGGUACGAAAUGCUUGACCUACCAGUCCUCUUCCCAUUCGGCCACGGACUCUCAUACACUACUUUCUCUUUCUCCGACCUAAAGGUUGAUAAGACGGAUAAAGAUCUCAAAAUCGCCGUGAAAGUCAGCAACACAGGAUCGCUCGCAGGUGCAGAAGUCGUGCAAGUCUACAUAAGUCAAAAGAGCCCAAGUAUCAGGAGACCGAAGAAGGAACUGAAGGGCUUCAAGAAAGUAUUCUUGGAGAAAGGGGAGAGUAAGCUUGUGGAGGUGAAAAUUGAAACGAAGUAUGCAACCAGCUUUUGGGAUGAGAUACGAGAAGCCUGGGUCAGUGAGAAGGAUACGUAUGAGGUGGUUGUUGGGGGCAGUAGUGAGGAGGUUACGGUUGUGAGGGGGAGCUUUGAGGUUGAGAAGACGGUAUGGUGGAAUGGGUUGUGAGAUGUGCAUGACAAUCUGUGAGCAGAGGGAAUGAAUGGUGAUGAAUAAUUUUGAGACAGACUUAGGCAGCCAAGAAAUGGAGGGAUGAUUCCACACAUGUAUCGGG
This is a messenger RNA of Hyaloscypha bicolor E, 2900 nucleotides long. Its product is annotated as glycoside hydrolase family 3 protein. Lineage: Eukaryota; Fungi; Ascomycota; Leotiomycetes; Helotiales; Hyaloscyphaceae. The record is from RefSeq and is a predicted model, not a curated record. The coding region runs from base 293 to 2794 and encodes 833 amino acids. Gene Ontology annotation, biological process: glucan catabolic process. Gene Ontology annotation, molecular function: beta-glucosidase activity. The transcript is spliced from 6 exons.